Dicentrarchus labrax (European seabass) is the source of this 1614-nucleotide messenger RNA. Its product is annotated as potassium channel subfamily K member 5. Gene Ontology annotation, biological process: stabilization of membrane potential; potassium ion transmembrane transport. Lineage: Eukaryota; Metazoa; Chordata; Actinopteri; Moronidae. The coding region runs from base 133 to 1464 and encodes 443 amino acids. The transcript is spliced from 5 exons. Gene Ontology annotation, molecular function: potassium ion leak channel activity. Gene Ontology annotation, cellular component: membrane. The record is from RefSeq and is a predicted model, not a curated record.
UCAAUCAACACCCAGUGUAAUACAACACAGUGACCAGGAAGACAGCAGAGCGGCUGGGGAUGACGACAGACAGCCCUUUGUAGGGAAUAAGAUCUUACUCGGUGCCGAAAGAGUAGAAGUUAUGACUUUAAUAUGGCUGAUGAUAAGGGCCCGUUUCUAACAUCAUGUAUUAUUUUCUACCUGUCGAUCGGGGCCGCGAUAUUCCAGAUCCUGGAAGAGCCAAACUGGAAAUCAGCCAGAGACAAAUAUAAGCUACAGAAGGAGAACAUUGUGAAGAAUUAUCCCUGUUUGACUAAAGAAGGUCUGGAUGAGAUUUUGGAGAUAGUGUCAGAGGCCGCGGGCCAAGGUGUGUCCAUCACCGGAGAGAUUCAUCGCAACACGUGGGACUGGACCAACUCUGUCAUCUUUGCUUCCACCAUUGUCACCACUAUAGGUUUUGGUAAUGUCGCUCCCAAGACUAAAGGUGGUCGUGUGUUCUGCAUCCUGUACGGUCUGUGUGGGAUCCCCCUAUGUCUGGUGUGGCUAAGUGAGCUGGGUUCAUUCUUUGGAGACCGGGCCAAACGUCUGUCCCAGGUUCUGAUCCGUAAAGGCAUAUCAGUGAAAAAGGUCCAGUUGACCUGUACAGCCAUAUUCCUGUUAUGGGGGCUGUUGGUGCAUCUGGUGAUCCCUCCAGUUGUUUUCAUGUCUGUGGAAGGAUGGACCUACCUGGAAGGCCUCUAUUACUCUUUCAUCACACUCACAACGGUUGGUUUUGGAGAUUAUGUGGCAGGUGUAAAUCCAAACAUUGAAUACCCCAGACUGUACAGAGUGUUUGCAGAGAUAUGGAUCUACAUGGGCCUGGCCUGGCUGUCUCUGUUCUUCAGCUGGAACGUCCACAUGGUGGUGGAAGCUCACAAGGUGCUAAAGAAAAGAAGACACAGGCACAGACGCUUCUAUGAUGAAGAACCCCAGCCUGUAGAGGACAGCCCAGAUGUAAAGCCGACCGUUAUUGACAUUUUCGACUUCCCGAAGGACGAAGACUACAGCACUGUCAUCAAGAUGAUUGGAGCCACAGUCAACCUAAAAAAGCCUUCAGACAACAUAAAUCGCUCAAAAAGCUGCAGCGACAUCUUGGCCACCAACAUCCAGACCCUGGAACACUCGCCCCGGCACAGACGCAUGAUCAGUAUCAGUGACGUGUUCAUGAAUGCAAAGGCCGUCGCGGACAAAGAUGAACAAAAAGGAGAGUGUUCUCUAAUACAAGAAAGCAACCGAAGCUCUGAACCUGCAGAAUUUGUGAGGACUGAUAAUGAGGACAAGGACAGUUGUGCAUUUGAUUCAGAAACUAACGGUAUUGUCUUCACUGUGCCUACCAAAGAGGCUGCAGAAGAGGAAAGUGUACAGCACCCGGAUGGUGGAGGGACAAGGUUUACAAUUUCCAAGGUAGUAGAUGAAGAAGAUUUGGAUAAAGAUGAAAAAGGGUAAAGAUCGUUUCUAAAACUACCUUUACCUUUGCCAAAAAUUAUGGAAUCAGUCAGGCUCUGUUGUGGGUAGGAGUUUUAAGUAAUGUAAAUACUGUAUGUAUCAAGAAUUCAUUUUGUGAAAAUGAUACUAAAUAAAUCGAUACAAACUUAA